This is a messenger RNA of Rhipicephalus microplus (southern cattle tick), 1139 nucleotides long. RefSeq names its product tRNA (adenine(37)-N6)-methyltransferase. The record is from RefSeq and is a predicted model, not a curated record. NCBI's taxonomy places the organism in Eukaryota, Metazoa, Arthropoda, Arachnida, Ixodida, Ixodidae.
GUUUAAUACAGCGCACCGAAUAAGAGCAGAGUCGCAUAAAGUGAGACUACUCUUCGCGCAGUGACUAUGCCGUUCGCACCGUUGUCAUCCGUGCAAGAGCUCCAGCAGCAGUUAACGAUAUGUAGAAACGAAAUAGCCAACUUGCGAACCAAGCUUCGGGCAAUGAGCGCUCAAUUUAACCGACAGUGCAAGGAAAUCUUGCAGGCAUUGGAAGUUCGAAGUGGAACCAUCGAAACGAUGCCUAAUCAGCUGCGAGACUGCGAAUCAACGAAUGGCAACAGUUUCACGUUCCAGCCCAUAGGAUACAUUCGUACUGCAUUCCCCUUCAAGAAUGGAACACCUCGUCAAGGUUGCAUUUGCCCCAACAGCAAGGCAGUUCUGACAUUGGAGAAACGAGUUUUCACUUGCCCCGAACAUAGCCUGGAGGGGCUUGACAAGUUUUCUCACAUAUGGCUACUUUCGGUGUUUGACCGCAAUACCAGGAAGGAAGGCUCAGGGAAGUUUACAUACAGAAGCAAAGUACAGCCACCCCGCCUAGGUGGCCAGACCUGGGGUGUCCUUGCCAGCCGUUCCCCACAUCGACCCUGUCCCGUGGGGCUGACACUAGCCCGGUUGCUCUCGAUCGAAGGUGCUGUGCUGCACCUUUCUGGAGUAGACCUUGUGGACGGGACGCCAAUCCUCGACAUUAAACCCUACUUGCCUCAGUACGACAGCCCUCAGCAGGAGACUGACAAGGCGCCAGAUGUUCGAUGGGCCAACUGGAUCAAGGAGGCUGCAACACUGACAGUGGACUUCACCCCCAAGGCCAGAGAACAGCUCUCCCGUUUUCACGGGCGCAACAGCCACCCCGCUUCAGAAUCUCGCUGCUCAUGGUGUUUGCAGCAUUUUGAAGACUACAACGCUGCAGCCAGAGCACUGGAAUGCCUUCUGAAGGCAGACCCACGUUCCAUCCACCGCAAGGAGAACUGUUCAGACAGGCUGUAUUACUGUGUAUUGGACAGCAUUCAUGUUACUGCGUGGUUUGAUGAAGGACGAGGAGAGGUCCUGAAAGUAAGACCUCGUGCAGAAGGGGAAGGAGAGCAGUCUGUUGGCACCCGUUAGCUACCAAAACACGUUAUUAAAAAGCUGCGAAAUGUAAA